AUGACUGGUGGACUUCAUAUUGUUAAUCGAUACGAAAAUCUUACGAGUGAAUCAACAUUAAAAAUAGUUGAAUUAAGUAAAAAGUUUGAUUUACAUAUGAAUGGUAUUCUAUACAAUCAAGCUAAAGCAGCUACAUAUUUGUCAAUUGAAGAAUUUGUCAAAAUUAUUGAACAAAUUAAUAAUUCAACAAUUUUAAAACAAUUAUUAAAUGCCUGUCUAGGCAUACAAAAAAUAUCAGAAAUAACACCUGUUAGAUAUCGAUCAAUGAUGUAUAUUAUCGAUGCUCAAAUAUCUAAAUUGGAAAAUAAUAUUUCACAAUCGUUGUCUAAACUGCAUGAAGCACUUCUUUGUUGCCCAAUAGAUGAUGUUAUGACAUCUAUUGUUUACUUUUUAAAAAAAUUUGAAUUUCAUGAAACGAUUAUUCAAACAUUAAUUGACGAUGUAAGAUCAAUAAAAAUACAUUUCGAUCAAACAAGAUCGAUCGAUCUCAUAAAUAGUAUUAUGAUUGAUAAUCAAUUACCUGACAUGACAUUAAGUGGUAAUGGUCUUAAGAGUACACCUCAAUUGAAUAUGAUAAGAAAAUAUGAGCGUGCCAUUAUAAAACAAAUGAAAAAUGAUCAUAUGAAAGCUGCUCUAUCCUAUAUUGACUUGUCAAUGGCAGUCAAAGAUUUGACUUGUAUUAUUUCAAAUUUUCUUUUAGCUGGUCUUCAUUUCUAUGAAUUGAUGAAACAAACUUCUGAACCUUCUAAAAUAUAUGCUUACAGAAACAUUAUCAUUGAACUAACCAUUGAGGCCUUUUAUUUAUCACGACGUUAUCUGCCACUUCAUAUGCAAAUUUACAUGUUUAAAAUAGCGUUCUCAUUAGUCAUCAAAUCAACUCAACUGCUUCAAGUACAAAUGAAAUCUAAACAACAAUCGUCUAAUGAUCAAAGUUCUACCCAUCUAUUGAUAACAAAACAACAUAAAAUAAUUUUAACCGAACUGUUAAAAGAUAUAAUUUUGCUUACGAGAAUGUCGCCACUUUCACAAGUUCCAUUAUCACGUAGUUACGAUUUAUUAUAUAUUGAAGUUGUUGGUCAAGAGUUACUAUCAAUGUUUUUGAUAAAUUCAGCGAAUAGCGAAAGUGGUACAUUAUAUAAAUCGUAUCUUUAUCAGUAUUAUGUAUUUGAAGGUGUAUGGCACCAAUGGAUAAGGAAUGAAACGUUUGAUUCUGCCAGAUUUAAUUGUAUGCAAUCACUACUCAGUAGAGAAAGUUGGACUAUGAUUGAUGUUCAAAAUCUUCUGAAUUGGUCUCGUUUACGACGCACUAUAGAUGGAUGGUUACCUUCAGAAACCUACCCUCUAAAUCUUGAUCGUCAAACUCAAUUUAAGAAAGUAAAUGGUAUUUCAUUCAACAUUAAUACUGGAGAAAUCAAAUUUUUAUUUCAAGUAGUUCAAUCAAAAGACUACGGAUUAUUCGAUGUCGAUGAUAUUCAAGAAGUUUUAAAAAAAGGAAUAACAAGUUCUUUAUUUACAUUAGAUCAGCCUAAUAUUGAGUUUCAGUCACAUCCAUUUCAAGAGAUGCGCUAUGCACCGAAAAGUCUUUCGAAUACAAAUUUUUUAUCAACACUAUUGCAUGCUGACUAUUUGUUAAAAAUGAUUUCAACCGGCGUUGAAAUCUGUUCAGAACCACCGUUUCAAAUGCGUGAUGCUUCUGAUGGCUUCAUGAAACGUUUGCCAGAGUGGUUACAAGAACAAUUGAAACCCAUAGAUCAAAGAAAAGAUUGUGUAAUUAUGAAUAGUGUACAUCGAUUUUGGAUUGAAGCAGGAGAAAUAACUUAUGAACAUGAAUUCGACGAAAAUAAUAAUAUAAUAACAUAUUAUUUAGGUGAUGUACCGAUGUGUGUGAAGAAACAAUUGAUGCAGUAUGAUGAGCAAGGUAAUUUGAUUGAUGAUUUGUCAAAAACAGAUGAAGAUCAUUCACCGGAAGGUGAAUUCGCUCAAGCAUUUACUUGCUAUUAUGAUGAAAUUGGCUCAUAUUUUCCAGAAUUAUUGCGACUCAAAGAAUUAUUAAAACUUGGCGUUUUACUCUUAUUUAUUCGAUCAACAUUUCAUAAUAUUCAAAAAUAUAUUAAUAAUAUUACUAUUGACGUGGAUCCUAUUGAUGAUUACUUGCAAAGACUUCGAAAUCAAAUUAAUUAUCCUCGUGCAACUAGUUAUGAAGUAGAUCAUAUAGUCAAUAGUUUAUUAUCCGAAAAAGAUAUAUCAUACUCUGAUGUUCCAUACAGGCAAAUGAAUGAAUUAAAGACGAAAAUUCGAUCCCAAUUAAUUGAAGUGGAUGAAGAUAAUUUGAGUCAAAUAACUGAAGCUAUUUGUGAAGCAUGUCACUGCUCAUAUAAAAAAUUUAUGGUAAAGGGUUUAAUAUCUAACUGGUUGCAGUAUAAUCAGAAAUUGGAGCUAGUCAGUUGUAUAACUGAUUCAUUAAAGACAUAUAAACAAGAACAAUAUUUAAAAGUAUUAGAAACAAUUGUUUGUAUGGGAGUCAAUCUUGAUAAAGAUACACAAUUUAAUUUGAAUAAUUCGCCAACAAAUUGUUCGUGGGUUCCGGCUGUAUUUUGUUCACAGAAAAAAAAUGGUUUACGAAUUUAUGGAGGUGUGAGUUUGGAAAUCAACUUGAAAGCAGGAACUGUUGAAAAAAACAAUCAACAAACGGUAGAAAUUGACGCUGGGAAUAUGAUGAACAUCACAGGUAAACAACAACAAGGAACAUCUGUUAGUAAUAGAAGUGGUGGAACAUCGAAUAGAAAUGGAAAUCAAGGAGGCAAUAUUGGUGGUAGUGCAAAUGGUCCUUGCGACCCGCCUGAUAAUGGUUCUUCUCGUGAGAGAGAACCAAAAAGAACAGAACCUGCAAAUCUCAACGAACAAAUUGCUUUAAAAGCCGCAAAGGCAGGAGAUCCAACAGCUAAAAUCUUGCCAAUAGAACUGACGGACUCUAAUUACCCUUCUACAAGCGGUUGGGUUAAAAUGCAAUAUUUUCAUGAAGACACUGGCAUUAACAUACACUAUGUCAAAAACACCAAGACUGGUGAAGAAGCAGACUUUAAAUUUAAAAAUAAGCCAAAAGACAAAUAA
This is a messenger RNA of Rotaria sp. Silwood1, 3111 nucleotides long. Lineage: Eukaryota; Metazoa; Rotifera; Eurotatoria; Philodinida; Philodinidae. The record is from the annotation of a GenBank genome assembly.